This is a messenger RNA of Phyllostomus discolor (pale spear-nosed bat), 1910 nucleotides long. It is a transcript of the gene STK32B, whose product is annotated as serine/threonine kinase 32B. The record is from RefSeq and is a predicted model, not a curated record. Bases 492 to 1577 code for a protein of 361 amino acids. Gene Ontology annotation, biological process: regulation of signal transduction; protein phosphorylation; G protein-coupled receptor signaling pathway. Gene Ontology annotation, molecular function: G protein-coupled receptor kinase activity; ATP binding; G protein-coupled receptor binding. NCBI's taxonomy places the organism in Eukaryota, Metazoa, Chordata, Mammalia, Chiroptera, Phyllostomidae. The transcript has 11 exons.
GCUCGCUGCAGCUGGAGAAAAGCGCGCUCCGUGGACCCGACACUGUGAGAGAGCCCACGGGUUCCGGGGCGUGCGCGGCGGACCAGAGAGCGCAGCCCGGGGUGCGCCUGGGAGGACGGGGCGCAGAGGACUGGAGGGCGCAGCCCCGGGGAGCCCGGGAGGAGGGGGACUUGGGAGGAGGGGGCGCGGCGGCCGCCGUCCCCGCCCCUGCGCGGCGCUCGGCCCCCUACCGCUGGGCGCGCGACUGCAGCCGGAGCUGGGCGCUCGCCCUGCACCCCGAGUCCCGCAACCCUCACGGCGCACCCGGCACCCCUCGCUCCGCACCGCGCACGGAGCACCCGCAUCCCCGCCGCCGGGCAUGUAGCAGCGGCGGCAGCGGCGGCAGCGGCGGUCGCCGCGGCGGAAUAUGGGCGGGAACCACUCCCACCAGCCCGCCGUGUUUGACGAGAACGAGGAAGGUAUGCAUCGUGCAGAAGCGAGACACGAAGAAGAUGUACGCGAUGAAGUACAUGAACAAGCAGAAAUGCAUCGAGAGGGAUGAGGUGCGCAACGUGUUCCGGGAACUGCAGAUCAUGCAGGGGCUGGAGCACCCCUUCCUGGUCAACCUGUGGUACUCCUUCCAGGACGAGGAGGACAUGUUCAUGGUGGCGGACCUGCUGCUGGGCGGGGACCUGCGCUACCACCUGCAGCAGAGCGUGCGCUUCACGGAGGGCGCCGUGAGGCUCUACGUCUGCGAGCUGGCCCUGGCGCUGGACUACCUGCAGCGGCGCCACAUCAUCCACAGAGACAUCAAGCCAGACAACAUCCUCCUGGACGAGCACGGACACGUCCACAUCACGGACUUCAACAUCGCCACGGUCGUGAAGGGGGCAGAGAAGGCGUCUUCCAUGGCAGGGACCAAGCCCUACAUGGCCCCGGAGGUGUUCCAGGUGUGCGUGGACGGAGGCCCCGGGUACUCGUACCCCGUGGACUGGUGGUCCCUGGGCGUCACGGCCUACGAGCUGCUGCGGGGCUGGAGGCCGUACGAGAUCCACUCGGCCACGCCCGUGGACGAGGUCCUGCACCUGUUCAAGGUGGAGCGCGUGCACUACUCCUCCACGUGGGGCACGGGCAUGGUCGCCCUGCUGAAGCAGCUGCUGACCAAGGACCCUGAGAGCCGCCUGUCCAGCCUCGGCGAUGUCCAGAGCGCGCCCUACCUGGCCGACGUGAACUGGGACGCGGUGUUCGAGAAGGCGCUGACGCCCAGCUUCGUGCCCCACAAAGGGAGGCUGAACUGCGACCCCACGUUCGAACUGGAGGAAAUGAUCCUGGAGUCCAGGCCGCUGCACAAGAAGAAGAAGAGGUUGGCGAAGAACAGGUCCAAAGACGGCGCGAAGGGCAGCUGCCCUCUGAAUGGACACCUGCAGCAGCGCCUGGAGACCGUGCGCAAGGAGUUCAUCGUGUUCAACAGAGAGCAGCUGAGGAGGCAGCAGGGGCAGGGCGGCCAGUGCCCGGACAGCGAGGGCCUCGGCGGGUUCCGGGACGGCUGCAACAACACCACCCUGGGCCCCACCUGCCCCCAGGGCUGCAGCAGCUGAGCCACUCCCCGGGGCCACCCGGCAGGUCGGCACCCAUCUGUGCCCACCCGCCGACAUCCCCCUGGCUGCCACAGCAAGCCCUGCCUCACCCCGGCCACACCGGAUGCAGAUGGAGCCGGAGCCGGGGGCCUGGAGCUGGGAAGCCCAGGGUGCGGUCCCAGCAGCCGGAAGGAUUCCCUGCGUGACCCUGGACAAGCCUCCGCCUUCCUGUGCCUCAGUUUCCUGCAUCUGCCAAAGGGCUUCAGCAGCCCUCUGCCUGCCUCUGACUACAUGGCUGCUGCGGGGGGGCUCCUGCUGGCAGCAGACGUGCAGAACACUUGACGCCUGCGAGCG